GUCAUUUUAUUUCAACGCUGUAAAGCGAAACCUUUUUGGUUUGAUAAAAUAUCAAAAACGCUAAGUUUUGAUUGGCUGUAUAGCUUUGAGCGCUAUGGCCUGUUUUACUCUGGCAGCAAGACUGCGCACGAAUGAGACAAUUCGAUGUUCCCACUCAAGAUUCGCUCAAAACGUUGGUUUGCCGGGGCCUUCUUCGAGAGUUUUUUGGCUUCCGAGCCGAGGGUUUCACGCGUCUCGGUCGGCGUGUGAGGAGGUGCAGGAUGAGAUGCGCGCUCAGAUUCAGAUGAGAGAGCAAUUGAGAGCCAGGUUUCAAGCCCAGGCGCAAGAAGGCGGAGAGGGUCAAGCGUCGAUGGAGUCGAUACCUGCAGAAUCUAGAUUUCAGGAGAUCGAUCCGAACGAGACGAAGCCGUUUCAGAUAGACUCUGUGCAUGUUGACAACAUUUCUGAUCGUUUGCGCGAAGAAAUCGAGAGUCUCGACGAGCAUAUCAAAGUUGCGAAGGGGGUCGAAAAACAGGCGGUACAGUUGCAUCGACUGCUUUCUGCGAUUAACGACAUCAAAACACAACGUCAAGUUGCGGAGUCUCUCGGGAAGAGCAUUGAGAGCCUGACGGCCAUCGAUAUUGCUCAAUGGAAGUUGGAGCAGCAGCAAAACUUGGUGAAAGACAUUGACAUGUCAUCGACUCCUUUGUAUUCGACCAACGAGAGCUUCCGCCUGUACAAUGAAACGUUAGAGAUAAUAGACGAUUUGUACCCGUGUGGCAAGCUGCCGAACUGGCUGGCAGAGUCUCUGGAGACCAUGGCCAACAACUACAUGCGCAAGAAGAUGACUGAGAGGAUUCGAGCUUUGCGCGUGUCCGAUCGGGUUUAUCGAGAAGUGAAGAAGAACUUGUUCCCGGAUUUGUUGGAGAAGGGCGUGACGGCGGCUGAAUACGUGGACUUCAUUGGAGAGGACAGGUUGUUGGCGCCUCUGUCGCUUCGUUUGAGAGACUUGAUUUUGAAGUGGAUGGAUGCUCCCAAAGACGAGAAGUAUGGUUUGGCUGAGGAGAUGAGGGAAAUCGUUCGGGGCUUCUAUGCCGACAAGGACGAAAAGGUGCUCCUGGCCGAAGGCGAAGAGGAUCAAGAGAAAAGGGAAAAUGCGUUCCUGGACGAAGGCGAAGAGGAUCAAGAGAAAAGGGAAAAUGCGCUCUUGGCCGAAGACGAAGACAAUCAACAGAAAAGGGCAAAGGCGAGCGAAUCUAUUUCUCGAAAAUUGGGUCGUGAGGUAAGAGAGGCAGACUUCUCCAUUGAGCGUCGAAUGUCGUCCAGCGGUACCGAUUCUUGCCACCCGCUGCUACGCAGUAAUCCUACGUAUUAUAUUCAUGGCCAGGUGAGCAAUUUGGAGGAUUUGUUGGGGCAGAUAAGAGAAAACAAAGUGGCGACGGUAGAAUGGCAGAAGUUGGACCAUUUCAAUCCUCCGACUCAAUAUCGCCCGCUCUCGGACUCACUCUUGAAGGCGAACACGAAACUUCGUGAGGACCUCCAGAUUGCCGCGCUAGACUUUCCUGCGUGGGAGGGAGGGCACGCAAAGGAGUACUUGAACUCGUCGGAGAUGUUCAUUCAGCUUAAGUUAUGGAAAUUGUUCAACUACAUCUACCCGAAGAUGGCGCAAGACGAAAUUUCGCAGAGGGAAUUUAUGGAGAUGUUCGACGUGUCUCCCGGGGAGGCGACGUUGGAAUGGACACUGAGCUACCCUCCAAAAGAGCACACGUUCUAUCCUGAGCAUCCUCUCUGGGUUCAUCCAUAUGAAGAUGACGAGGAUGAGAUUGCAAUCUUUUGGCCGCCGUAUGAACCGAUCACUCUCUAUGGAGAGACCAGGGUGACCUCCUCGUCCGAAGGAGCUGCAGGUGCCGAAGAGGAGCCCAGUCAUCACCCCGAGUCUAAGUCGGACGACGCUUGUAAGGCCGACGACCAUUCGGCCCCUGAUCAGCACGACCCCUCGGUCGGUAUGAUCAGGAGGUUCACUCAAAGAAUUCUAGCAAGGAUGAGGAGUUCGGAAGGCCAGGAUACUAAACGUUCGAUGUCGAGUAUCAAGCAACUCUUUUCGGACCAGAAAUCCUCCCAUGAACAUCACAGCCACGCACACCCGGAGAAGUAUAUAAUCACCUCGAUCCAGGACCACGAGCAAGACGAGAAGUGCGAGGCCAUCUAUUACGAAGCCUGGAAGAGACUUUCCGAGGACCAGAAGAACCGCUUCACGGUCGAAGAGGCCUAUGAGGUUCUCAGCUCUCUCACUCCCGAGGACAUCGCGGAGGCCGAGAAGUAUUGGAAGUCCCUCAGCCAAGAGCAAAAGACACAAGCCAGAUCAGAAUGGAAGAACUCUAAGUUCGACGACGACGUCGACCGAUCUCGUGGCGCUGAAGAAGUCAAAAAGUUCUUGAACGAGGCGUGAUAAACGAGACGUCCCGAUUUCUCUUCCGGAAGGGUGGAAAAAAAAACAAUUUUUUUUUUUACGGUGGCGCGAACGGACGCGCCUCUUCGCCGCUCAAGGAGACAAAACGUCCUGACUCCUUCUGAAGGGGGAAAAAAUUUUUUUUGCGAUGGUGAGAACGGACGCGCCUCUUCGCUGCUCAUUUUUCGUGACGAGCCGGCUCCUUUUCUGCGGAGCGCGCUUUAGUUAACAAUUUGAAGUAUUUCCGGGGGCGCGCUAGAUGCUCUGGCUGUACAGCAAGGAAAUGAGGUUCUGCAACUUUGUCUUUGCGCACGCCAGUUGCGGGCGAUUCGACGGGUCUUCCACGAUCCAUUCGUCGAUCGUCUUCAUGAGCUGGUGUCUUGAAAGCCAGAAGUGGAGCAUGAUCACCGACUUGAAUGGUUCUGGCGGGUUCUCUAGGACGUCUAUCAUGGCCCAUUGAAUCGUUUUUAUGCGAACUCUUUUAUUGUAGAGGGUGCUCUCGAGUUGGGCGGCCGGAUUGUCCCCGGAUCCCGGCUCGUUGAAGUAGGGAUUGGGGGUCAACACCAACGACUGAAUCGAGACCAGGACUUGGAGCAGUGUCGACCUGUUUUUGUCCCACGUCUCGAGAUUCGUGCCGUGCCACGUGUUCAGAAUGGACAAGCAGACCUUUCCGUCUGGGUAUAGAUUUGGGUUGAACCGAAAGGACCUGUCGCCGGUCGUCAUGAACCUCACCCUAGGUGGACUGUUCGGAUAGUCUGGAGGGAACCAAAUGUCGAAGAAAAAGCACCCGCCCGAGUAGGGGCUGGAUCUUGGCCCUAUGAUCAUGCACUUCAUAAGGCAUAUGUUGUCGGUGUCCGUGCGAACGAAUAUCGAAGAAUCGAAGUGAACGGGGAGGUCUCGACACAGAAUAGAUAUUUCCUGUAUUAGUCGCUUCGACGUCUGCGCGUUUGCGUUAUUCGCUUUGUAUGAAUGCGUUUUGAACCUCGCCUCCUCCAGCAGGUGAGGCUUCAUGAUGUUCACGUAUUGCUCUUCGACGUUGUUUCCCCUAAACGUCGAGGUGCCAAUCCAGCGAAGAGGCACGACUUUGGAUUCAGCCGCUGAGUCAGACAUGACGGAUUUGGCAGCUGAGGCAGCACCCGACUUAUUGGACCUGUAAAGAAAUGUUAUUCGUCUGCAAAUUUAAGUUAUUUAGCAUGGAACCAAAUGCCCGUACAUCAAAUCGUUUAAUUCGCUCGUCUCUUGGAUCUUUUCUGAAA
Messenger RNA from Schistocerca gregaria, 3684 nucleotides. RefSeq lists its product as uncharacterized. NCBI's taxonomy places the organism in Eukaryota, Metazoa, Arthropoda, Insecta, Orthoptera, Acrididae. The record is from RefSeq and is a predicted model, not a curated record. The transcript has 3 exons. The coding region runs from base 95 to 2428 and encodes 777 amino acids.